CCGGGCCCGGCCGCCCGGCGAGCCCAGCGCAAGCAGCGCCGCCGCUGCCGCCGAGAGCCGGGGGCGCGGAGCUCGGCUCUGCGGGGCCCGAGCCGAGGCGCGUGCGGGCCAGAGCCUGCGGGCCAGCUGAAGCGCCGCCGGGGCGGGGGCCGGGCCGGGCUCGGGAUGGCGCAGCCGCGGCCCCCUGCGCCCCUCGGUCGUCCGCGUAGGGGCUCGUUGCCCGUUGGGGCCGUCUGGCAGAACACAGACCUGUUUGAAAUGAUUGAAAAGAUGCAGGGAAGCAGGAUGGAUGAACAGCGAUGCUCCUUCCCACCACCACUCAAAACGGAAGAGGACUACAUUCCCUACCCGAGUGUCCACGAGGUCCUAGGACGAGAAGGGCCCUUCCCCCUCAUCCUGCUGCCCCAGUUUGGGGGCUACUGGAUUGAAGGCACCAACCAUGAAAUCACCAGCAUCCCCGAGACAGAGCCGCUGCAGUCACCCACAGCCAAGGUGAAAUUAGAGUGCAACCCCACAGCCCGCAUCUACCGGAAGCAUUUUCUUGGCAAGGAGCAUUUCAAUUACUACUCGCUGGACACUGCCCUCGGCCACCUUGUCUUCUCGCUCAAGUAUGAUGUCAUCGGGGACCAAGAGCACCUGCGGCUGCUGCUCAGGACCAAGUGCCGGACUUACCACGAUGUCAUCCCCAUCUCUUGCCUCACUGAGUUCCCCAAUGUGGUCCAGAUGGCCAAGCUGGUGUGUGAAGACGUCAAUGUGGAUCGAUUUUACCCUGUGCUCUACCCCAAGGCUUCCCGACUCAUCGUCACCUUCGAUGAGCAUGUCAUCAGCAAUAACUUCAAGUUCGGAGUCAUUUAUCAGAAGCUGGGGCAGACCUCCGAGGAAGAGCUCUUUAGCACCAAUGAGGAGAGCCCCGCCUUCGUGGAGUUCUUGGAAUUCCUUGGCCAGAAGGUCAAACUGCAGGACUUCAAGGGGUUCCGAGGAGGUCUGGACGUGACCCAUGGGCAGACGGGGACCGAGUCUGUGUACUGCAACUUCCGCAACAAGGAGAUCAUGUUUCACGUGUCCACCAAGCUGCCCUACACAGAAGGCGACGCCCAGCAGUUGCAGCGGAAGCGGCACAUUGGCAAUGACAUCGUCGCAGUGGUCUUCCAGGAUGAGAGCACGCCCUUCGUGCCUGACAUGAUCGCCUCCAAUUUCCUGCACGCCUACGUGGUGGUGCAGGCCGAAGGCGGCGGUCCCGACGGCCCCCUCUACAAGGUCUCUGUCACUGCAAGAGAUGAUGUGCCCUUCUUUGGACCCCCUCUCCCAGACCCUGCUGUGUUUAGGAAGGGCCCUGAGUUCCAAGAAUUUUUGCUGACAAAGCUGAUCAAUGCUGAAUACGCCUGCUACAAGGCAGAGAAGUUUGCCAAACUGGAGGAGCGGACCCGGGCCGCCCUCCUGGAGACCCUGUAUGAGGAACUGCACAUUCACAGCCAGUCCAUGAUGGGCCUGGGCGGGGACGAGGACAAGAUGGAGAAUGGCGGCGGCGGUGGCGGCUUCUUCGAGUCUUUCAAGCGGGUCAUCCGGAGCCGCAGCCAGUCCAUGGAUGCCAUGGGGCUGAGCAACAAGAAGUCCAGCACGGUGUCCACCAGCCACAGCGGGAGCUUCACACCCAACAACCCCGACCUGGCCAAGGCAGCUGGAAUAUCAUUGCUUAUUCCUGGGAAAAGCGCGAGUAGAUUCGGACGCCGGGGCAGUGCCAUAGGCAUAGGAACCGUGGAAGAGUCGCUGAUUGUGCCCGGGAAAAGCCCCACGAGGAAGAAGUCGGGGCCAUUUGGCUCGCGCCGCAGCAGCGCCAUUGGCAUUGAGAACAUCCAGGAGGUGCAGGAGAAGAGGGAGAGCCCCCCAGCUGGCCAGAAGACCCCAGACAGCGGGCACGUGUCCCAGGAGCCCAAGUCAGAGAACUCAUCUACACAGAGCUCCCCAGAGAUGCCAACGACAAAGAACAGAGCGGAGACAGCGGCCCAGAGAGCUGAGGUGCUGAAGGACUUCUCCCGCUCCUCGUCCAGUGCCAGCAGCUUCGCCAGCGUGGUGGAGGAGACGGAGGGCGUGGACGGGGACGACACAGGCCUGGAGAGUGUCUCGUCCUCGGGGACGCCCCGUAAGCGGGACUCGUUCAUCUACAGCACGUGGCUGGAGGACAGCAUCAGCACCACCAGCGAUGGCAGCUCCCCAGUGAGGUGGCUCCCUCCUGCCUUCCUCCCCAGGCCCCUCGCGGUCACCCCACCCAGACACUGGCAAGUCGGGGGACCCUACCUAUCCCGAGAUCAAGAUUCAACUGGAAACGUCUGAGCAGCACACGUCCCGGCUGGGCUGUUAGCCAGGCCACCCCCUGCAGAUGAGGCUGCAGAAGCACAAGCUGAAGAUGCUGUGUCAAGUUCAAGUUCAGGCGGACGGGACUUCUGCGCCCAAGGCCCGCACCGGCCGCUGGUGGCCUCCUGCUCCCUCCCUCCCCUGGCCCCCCAACCUGGGCUGUCUCUGCAGGGCAGAGCCAUCCAGACCUGGGAGCCUGGAAGCUGUGAGCCUCACCCCCACCCCCCAGGCUGGGGGUGUGGGCUGGGGUAAGGUUCUGCUCACCCCUCCCAUGGGGUCUCCAUCAGCUCUGGGGGACCUCCGGCCUCAGGGGAGCAAGGUGGGAGAGGGGGAGCCUUCCUCGGAGUGUGCUGAUGGAGUGACCACUGGAGUGAAAGUGGUCACUUUCUAAUUUGGGUUCUGCUGUGUGACUCUGAGCAAGUCAUUCUCCCUCUCUGGUCAUCUCUGCUACAGACAGAUUAUUUCAGAGGUCCCUGAAAACUGUGAUUCCACGCACCUGUCCCAGGAGAAGGCUUGUCCUCCCCCAGGGCUUCCCCUCAACGCUACUCGCUGCUUCUCCAAGUCCCUGGCCCCAGGUGGGCUGAGGGGGCAGGGAGCUGGUUAUGCCCCUUGCCCCUGCUGGACCCUCAAGCUCUGCCACAGAUCUGCCAGUACCCUGUCCACUGCCUCCACGUGACAGAUGAGAGUGACCCCCUCAUGGCAAAGGGGAUCCCCUGGCUCAUCAGCCAGCGCCCAGCUUCACCCCUGCCAUCCCAUGCUCCCAGGCUCCCUGGCUAAAGGCUCUCUGCUGCCUGGCCACCGUGAGUCCCCACCCUUGUGUGUGUCUGUCCACACUUUUUAGGCGCCCAAGGCCAACCCUCCAGCACUACCUGUUUUGGAAGCCCUCAUGGCCAUGUGUACGUUGGUAACAGUUGUACAAAAUAAAUUCUAUUUAUCGCUAUUGUA
This is a messenger RNA of Ochotona princeps (American pika), 3297 nucleotides long. It is a transcript of the gene RAP1GAP, whose product is annotated as RAP1 GTPase activating protein. Gene Ontology annotation, cellular component: cytoplasm; membrane. Gene Ontology annotation, molecular function: GTPase activator activity. Bases 166 to 2331 code for a protein of 721 amino acids. The record is from RefSeq and is a predicted model, not a curated record. Gene Ontology annotation, biological process: regulation of small GTPase mediated signal transduction; activation of GTPase activity. The transcript is spliced from 24 exons. NCBI's taxonomy places the organism in Eukaryota, Metazoa, Chordata, Mammalia, Lagomorpha, Ochotonidae.